Messenger RNA from Durio zibethinus, 2493 nucleotides. RefSeq names its product putative kinase-like protein TMKL1. Gene Ontology annotation, biological process: protein phosphorylation. Gene Ontology annotation, molecular function: protein binding; protein kinase activity; ATP binding. The record is from RefSeq and is a predicted model, not a curated record. Lineage: Eukaryota; Viridiplantae; Streptophyta; Magnoliopsida; Malvales; Malvaceae.
GAAAACCUCUCCCUCAUUGAAAACACCACUAAACAACAUUAAACUUUGCACCUUCUUUUUCUUUCUUUCUUUCUUUCUUCUCUUCCCUUUCUCUCUCUCUGGUACUUUCAUGGAGGUGUUCAAACUUUAUUCCUCUAUUUUCUUGUUCUUCUUUGUCUUGACCGAAGGCUUAUCUACAACACUCACUGAGUCAUUGCUUUCUUCUUCUUCUUCACCAGAUGUUGAGCUUCUCUUGGGAAAGAUUAAAGCUUCGUUGCAAGGUAACACUGACAACUUACUCUUAUCUUCAUGGAACUUUUCUGUUCCUCUUUGCCAAUGGAGAGGACUUAAAUGGGCCUUCUCCAAUGGGAAUGUUCUUUCUUGCACUGACCUUUCUUCACCACAAUGGACUAACCUCUCUCUUUCCAAGGACCCAUCUUUACACCUUGUUUCACUUCAGCUCCCAUCUGCUAACCUUACUGGUUCACUCCCUAGAGAGCUUGGCGAGUUUUCUAUGCUUCAAAGUCUUUACCUUAACAUUAACUCACUGAGUGGAACCAUCCCUCUUGAACUUGGUUACAGCUCUUCAUUAUCCGAUAUUGAUUUGAGUGACAACUUGCUCACUGGGGUUUUAGCUCCCUCCAUCUGGAACUUGUGUGAUGGACUUGUUUCUCUCAGGCUUCAUGGUAAUUCACUAUCUGGGUCUCUUUCUGAACCUGCAUUACCAAAUUCUACUUGUAAGAAUUUGCAAUCCCUUGAUUUGGGUAACAACAAGUUUUCAGGGAAUUUCCCAGAGUCUAUAACUCGGUUUCAAGCUCUUAAAGAGCUUGAUCUUUCAGGUAACAUGCUUUCAGGUCCAAUUCCAGAGAGUUUAACCACUUUAAACCUUGAAAGAUUAAAUCUUUCCCACAAUAACUUCACUGGAGCGCUGCCUGUUUUUUAUGAAAGAAAGUUUGGUGCGGAGGUUUUUGAAGGUAACAAUCCAGGGCUUUGUGGAUUACCUCUAAAUAGUUGCAAUGGAAGGUCUCAAUUGAGUCCAGGUGCAAUUGCUGGCAUUGUGAUUGGUCUGAUGACUGGAGUGGUUGUUUUGGCUUCAUUGUUUAUUGGCUAUGUGCAGAACAAGAAGAGGAGAAGUAGGGAAGAUAGUGAAGAGGAACUGGAGGAAGGAGAGGAAUAUGAAAAUGGUGUUGGCGAUGAGGGAGGCAGUGGAGAGAGCAAGCUUACUUUGUUCCAAGGUGGCGAGCAUUUGACAUUAGAGGAUGUGCUGAAUGCAACUGGUCAAGUCAUGGAAAAGACAAAUUAUGGGACUGUCUAUAAGGCAAAGCUUGCUGGUGGAGGAAAUAUAGCAUUAAGGUUACUGAGGGAAGGUAGUUGCAAGGAUAGGAGCUCAUGUCUGCCAGUCAUAAAGCAACUGGGGAAAGUUAGACAUGAGAAUUUGGUUCCACUUAGAGCUUUUUACCAGGGGAAGAGAGGGGAGAAGCUUCUUAUUUAUGACUAUCUUCCAAAUAGAAGCCUACAUGACUUUUUACAUGAAUCAAGAGCAGGAAAGCCAGUUCUGAACUGGGCUCGACGGCACAAGAUUGCCUUGGGCAUAGCCAGAGGACUAGCAUAUCUUCAUGCAGGUCUAGAGAUUCCUAUUACCCAUGGGAGUGUUAGGUCAAAGAAUGUGCUUGUGGAUGACUUUUUUGUGGCCAGGCUCACUGAGUUUGGACUUGACAAGCUAAUGAUCCCAUCUGUAGCUGAUGAAAUGGUGGCCCUUGCAAAGACUGAUGGUUACAAGGCACCAGAACUCCAAAGGAUGAAGAAAUGCAACUCCAGAACAGAUGUUUAUGCAUUUGGGAUAUUGCUAUUGGAGAUUUUGAUAGGAAAGAAGCCUGCGAGAAAUGGAGGGGGCAAUACUGCUGUGGAUUUGCCUUCAAUGGUGAAAGUAGCAGUUUUGGAAGAGACAACAAUGGAGGUUUUUGAUGUAGAAGUCUUGAAGGGUAUCAGGAGUCCAAUGGAAGAUGGAUUAGUUCAGGCAUUAAAGCUUGCAAUGGGUUGCUGUGCUCCUGUAGCUUCAGUUAGACCCACCAUGGAUGAAGUUGUGAAGCAGUUGGAAGAGAACAGACCAAGGAACAGAUCUGCCCUAUAUAGCCCUACAGAGACAAGGAGUGAAGUUGGUACCCCCUUCUGAGCUAUGUUUUCGAGUUUUUCAUCAAAUUAUGACUUUCAUUUGCCUUACUGGUAUUAAUAUCUGCUUGUCGAGUAGGAAGUGGCGGUGAAUGAUUAAUGUUUCUUCAAAGAGGUUAUAUUUUUCAAUGGUGGAAAUUUAAUCUUAGGGUCUAUGUAAUUCAUGACAACUGAUCCCUUAAAAGUUAUUGUGGAUUCUUAAAUAGAAAUUUGAAAUAUGCUCGGCAUUUUCUGUACUUACAAACAGCAGCAACAUCAAAACAACAGUUUUAUUUGCUUUCUUUGAAGUUUGAACAACAUCGCUUAUACACCACAUGACACAACAAAACAAAUUAACUUCUGAAC